This is a messenger RNA of Columba livia (rock pigeon), 3228 nucleotides long. It is a transcript of the gene SLC17A5, whose product is annotated as solute carrier family 17 member 5. Gene Ontology annotation, cellular component: membrane. The record is from RefSeq and is a predicted model, not a curated record. Gene Ontology annotation, biological process: monoatomic anion transport; transmembrane transport. Bases 194 to 1684 code for a protein of 496 amino acids. The transcript has 12 exons. NCBI's taxonomy places the organism in Eukaryota, Metazoa, Chordata, Aves, Columbiformes, Columbidae. Gene Ontology annotation, molecular function: transmembrane transporter activity.
GGCGGUGUCAGAGAGUGUUGGGUUAAGUAAACACGGCCGUGCGUUCUGACAGGGAUUUGUCCCCAGCACCCAUGGCGGGGAACAGGCGUACUGAAUUCGUGUGUGAAUACCUGCCCUUGGCUUGGUGAAGACAAGUUGGUGAUUCCAGUUUAAAUGCUGGCACGGCUAUUAACUGCUGAGGUCCACUGAGGUUAUGGCAGAAUUUCGUUUUAAGACAGAAUCUACAGUGUUAUCAAACAUGCCCCUGAAAUCAGAAUUGACUGUAGAUGGACCCAAGACUACCAAUCAAGUCCCUGCAUGCUGCUCAGCUCGCUACAAUCUAGCACUACUGGCCUUUUUUGGGUUCUUUCUCCUGUAUGCCUUACGUGUGAACCUAAGCGUUGCUCUGGUGGAUAUGGUUGAACCUAACGCAAGCUUAGCAAAGAAUAUGACUUCCAGUGUGUGUCCAGAGCAUUCCUCCACCAUAAAUGUUCCUCGCAAUACAACGGGAGAAAAGUAUUCUUGGGAUGCUGAUACUCAGGGAUGGAUCCUUGGUUCUUUUUUCUAUGGCUAUAUCAUUACUCAGAUUCCAGGAGGAUAUCUUGCAAGCAAAAUUGGAGGGAAGCUGUUACUAGGGUUUGGUGUCUUUAGUACGUCUGUAUUCACCUUACUUACUCCCUUAGCUGCAAAUUUGGGAGUUGGCUACCUCAUAGCUGUCAGAGCCUUGGAAGGACUGGGAGAGGGUGUUACCUUCCCAGCUAUGCAUUCGAUGUGGUCCUCUUGGGCUCCUCCACUGGAACGCAGCAAGCUCCUUAGUAUUUCAUAUGCAGGUGCACAGCUGGGAACUGUUGUCUCCCUACCACUAUCUGGUUUAAUUUGCUACUAUAUGAACUGGGUUUACGUAUUUUACAUAUUUGGUGCACUUGGUGUAUUAUGGUUCUUCUUCUGGAUGUGGUUGGUUAGUGAUACACCAGAAACUCACAGGAGCAUUUCACAUGCUGAAAGAGAAUAUAUACUCUCUUCUCUGAAAGAUCAGCUUUCUACACAGAAAUCUGUUCCCUGGAGACCUAUGUUGGAGUCCCUUCCACUCUGGGCUAUCGUUGUGGCACACUUCUCUUAUAACUGGACUUUCUACACACUUCUCACGCUCUUGCCCACAUACAUGAAGGAAAUCCUGAGGUUUGAUGCACAGGAGAAUGGCUUUUUAUCUGCUCUACCUUAUUUUGGCUGCUGGUUAUGUAUAAUUUUGUCUGGGCAAAUUGCUGAUUAUUUACGGGAAAAACAGAACUUUUCCACUGUUUGUGUUCGCAAAUGUUUUACCCUAAUAGGAAUGAUUGGACCUGCAGUGUUCUUAGUAGCAGCUGGAUUCAUAGGCUGCAAUUAUGCUCUGGCUGUUGCAUUCGUGACCAUAUCAACAACACUAGGAGGAUUUUGUACAUCUGGCUACAGUAUAAACCAUCUGGACAUAGCACCUUCGUAUGCUGGAAUUCUCCUUGGGAUCACAAAUUCUUUUGCUACUAUCCCAGGAAUGGUGGGGCCAGUUAUUGCCAAGAACCUCACUCAUAAUAAUACUGUGGAAGAAUGGCAGACUGUUUUCUAUAUUGCUGCUUCUAUUAAUCUAUUUGGAGCAAUUUUCUUUGCAUUAUUUGCAAGUGGAGAAGUUCAGGACUGGGCAGUCAGUGGAUAUCACUUGCAUAGAAACUAAAAAAGAUAUUGAAAAAACAAAGCUGUGCUGAAUCCCAGUGUGCUCAAAUUACAUGAACAGAAAAGUGCCUUGCCUACUGAUGCCUAGGAGACUUCAGAGCUUUUCAGUUAAACUGUUUUAUCUGUAUAUCUUUUGUACUGAAAAUCAUUUGAUAGCAUAUGUGUGCUAUUUCCUAACAAGAAACUUCUUGGAUUAAAUAUAAUAGUUUCAUGCUGGGACUUGAUAUCAAAUACAUGAUCAGAGAAAACAUUUUAUAUUGGUGUGCUACGUUCCAAUUCUUUCCAGUUUUUAAUAUUAUCUGAAUUAAUGUGUAGGCAGAUGUAUGUUGAUACUGAAAUGAGAGGAAAAAGCAAAAUGAUUAUGUAGCACUGUAGGCAGGAAUGGCAUGUGAAAAUGUGAAGAAGUGUUUUGAUUUCCAUGAUGAAACUGGUAGGUGUUUUGCUGUUUAAAAGUCCAGAAGAGCUCUAGUUUUCUACAAUCUUUUAUAAUACAUUUAUUUUGUCAGUGUUUUAAUUGAUAUCUAAGAAAUGCACACAACUUUAUUCUAUUUUACGCACAAGUUUUCAAUGUGUAAACAUUCCCUGUUUCAUGAAUGAUACAGAGCAAUGAGGAAGUAAAAUGUACCGUUUUGACUAACAGAAUAAGCCAUGUGUUACUGUUCUCUAUGGUGCGGGGUUUUUUUAAAUAUGCCUUAUUUUUAUUCAUUUUUGCAAAGAAGAAGCAAUGUGAUGCUGUGGUUUAAAUCUAGGCAGUAUGCAAGAGUGAACUAGAAAUAGAAUAUCUGCAUGCUUACCUUUAAAUUAACUUUCAGUUUGGCAGUUCAUUUUUUGUCUCUUUAAACAGAUGCAGUGGAAUUCUUUCCUCUUGCAUGUAGAUAUAGUUGUGAGCUUGUCAGUAUAAAUACAAUAAAAGAAGGCCAGUGUAGGAAAAUAAGUUAUCUUCUCUAACAGCCUUAGAUAAAAUUAGAGUUAAAAACAAACAAACAAAAAAACACAACUAGUGCAAUAACCUGUGGCUGUUGGUCUCCUAUCAACAUAGAAUUUGACACUCACAAGCAUCUUUUGCAUAAUGUGCAAUGAAAUGCCACACAGUGGGAUUAAAUGAGAACAGUGGCCUUGUUAAGAACAAAUGGCUAAAUAGCCUUGUAGUUACAAAGCAAAGGAACAUUCCUGUGCCAAAGAUUCCUGGAUUGGAGCAAAUAGGUAAAAAAGAAAAUCAUGGGGCUCUGGGUUUUUCAUUUACUACCAAUUCAAAAGAAAAGCCCAGUACUAAAGCUGCUCCAGUGGAGCCUACCUUCCUUCAUUUCUAGGAAAUGGCAUCUGCCUCUUCUUUUUAGCUUCAUGAGCCAUUUUGUUUUGACCUUCCUUGAAGUGUCAUGUUCUCUGAUGGUGGAACUGUGUCUAAAUCUGUAUUUGUGUCUGCAGCAUCUCCACAAUAAACAGUGUGAAGUUCAGAUUAAAUUAGUGGUUGUUCAAUGGGAGUAUGUUAAAGCUAUAUUGUGUCUUCAGUGUUUCCACAAUAAAUUGAAUUAAUAUUUACAUGUG